AUGAUUAUUUUCAUUAGUGCAAUCUUAAAUGUUGUAAAUUCUUUUGUUGGAGAUCAAACAUGUUCAAGUAAAGUUACUUAAAGUACUUGUUAAAAUCUUGGAUAUUGCUUUUGGGAUGGUUCAAUUUGUCAAGUCGAAGACUGCUAUAAAAUUGAUGAAAUAGCAGCCUGUAGAACAAAUGGAGUAUUACAUAUACCUCCAUCAAUAAUUUGCAAUUCAAUAGAAAUGGAUGCAUAUUACUAUCAAAUAUAUGCUAAUGUAUGUAAUGAUCCAAGUGAUGAUCCUAAUGAAUUAGUUUAACAUUAUAUUAGAUAUUAAGAACCCAAAAGUGGAUAUCCUGAUAAAAGUUCAGAUGGAGUUACCUUAGCUUUAUGGAAUACUCUUUUCCCACAAUAUGGAUAUAUAAGUUAAAUCUAUACAAUUUAGAUCUUAAAACAAAAUAUGGUGCAAUUAGAUUAGACUCUAGACAUAUAUAUCAAAUAUAGAUCCUUAUUUUUAUACGAUACUUAUUGGACAUAUGAUCAAGAGAAAUCAAUCAGUUAUAUGUUUUAAUAAUUGAGAGUAAUUUAUAAUUAAUAUUUUGAAAGGAUGAUACAACUUUAAUAAACACAAAUAAAUAACCAAUGAUUACAAAAUUAUGGUAGAUUGUAGAUAACUUAUUAGAAAGAUUUAGAAUAAUUGGUAAUAAUUAUACAGCAAUUUAUCCACUGUAUAGUAUAAGUUAAGUUUCUUUAUCCAGAUAGAAAGUGGAAUUGUCAGGUCAUAAACAUGUAGCCACUUUUAAAUGGACAUAAUAUUUAUAUAAUGGAUAUGUUUAGCUUCUGGGUUAUGAUUUACAUUAAUUUGGUUUUGUUGGUCAGUUGACAUAAGUAUAUGAAAUCAAUGUUUAUGAAUCUGGACACACCCCAUUAAGUUUGACUUAUGGAAUCAUAUUCACCUUUCCUUAUGAUAUAUCUUUAAUCCCAGUACCAUAAUUAAUAUAUCUCUAUUCUUUCAAUAAAGCAACUCUUUAAGAAACUUUAAUAAGAUAAUUAUCAACAGGAGCCUUUGGAGAUUGUAUUUAUGAUUCGGAUACUAAAAAAACUACUUGCCAAAUUUAUCCCUUAUCAAUAAAUACAUAAUAUUUCAUUGGCACAACAUUAACAACUUGUACAAGUAUUACUAAGAGAUAUCAAUGUAAAUAACCUCGAUGUUUAUGGACAGGCUCAAUUUGUACAAAUAAUGUUCCAUGA
Paramecium pentaurelia is the source of this 1232-nucleotide messenger RNA. Lineage: Eukaryota; Ciliophora; Oligohymenophorea; Peniculida; Parameciidae. The record is from the annotation of a GenBank genome assembly.